Molecule: messenger RNA, 1207 nt
Organism: Cannabis sativa
Lineage: Eukaryota; Viridiplantae; Streptophyta; Magnoliopsida; Rosales; Cannabaceae
Product: peroxidase 40
Exons: 4
Coding region: 70-1116 (348 amino acids)
Biological process (GO): response to oxidative stress; hydrogen peroxide catabolic process
Molecular function (GO): heme binding; peroxidase activity
Source: RefSeq, a predicted model, not a curated record
AUAUAUAUAGUAGAAGAAACUAUUCACUUAUUAUUAACAAGAAAAUAUUAGAAAAUUGAAUAAGUGGGAAUGGAUAGUAAGUUUGUUGUUCAGGUUCUACUCAUGUUGAAUCUUGUUAUUAUGAUAUUAUUCUCAAAAGCAAAGAGUGAUAGUGGUGGAUAUGGUGAUGAAAAUGGUGGUGUUAGUGUUGGUGUAGGUGUUGAUGUUGGUGUUGGUGUUGGGUUUGGUGUAUACAAAGACGCUUGCCCAGAAGCUGAAGAUAUCAUCUUUUCUUUGGUCAAAAGGGCAGUUAUGGAGGACUCUAGAAUGGCUGCUUCCCUACUUCGUCUCCACUUUCAUGACUGCUUUGUCAAUGGGUGUGAUGGUUCAGUGUUGUUAGAUGACACUAACAACUUUGUUGGAGAAAAAACAGCAGCACCAAACCGCAACUCCUUAAGGGGUUUUGAAGUAAUUGAUGCUAUCAAAUCAGAGCUUGAAUCCUUUUGCCCUGCAACCGUUUCUUGCGCCGACAUUCUCGCUGUCGCCGCCAGGGACUCUGUCCUUCUGUCAGGUGGACCGAGUUGGGAAGUUCAAAUGGGAAGGAAAGACAGCCUAAGUGCUAACAAAGCAGCAGCAAACAACAACAUCCCAGGCCCAAACUCCACUGUUCCAUUACUUCUCUCAAAGUUUCAGAAUGUAGGCCUUGAUCUCAAGGACAUGGUUGUUCUCUCUGGGGCACACACAAUGGGAAAGGCGAGAUGCUCUUCGUUCAGCGCACGGCUGCUAGACACCACUGAUGGAUCUCCAGCCUUUAUUCAAUCCCUUCAACAGCUGUGUUCGGGUUUUGGAAAUGGCGGCGGCAGCAGCAGCAGCAUUCUAGCCCAACUCGACCUUGUAACGCCAGCAACUUUCGACAACCAGUAUUAUGUGAACCUCAUCUCAGGAGAGGGAUUGCUUCCAUCAGACCAGGUGUUGGUGACAGGAGAUGAUCAAACUCGUCAAUUUGUCGAAACAUAUGCUCAAGACACCUUUGCCUUCUUCGAUGACUUCCAGAAUUCUAUGCUGAAAAUGGGUUCCUUAGGUGUGUUAACAGGGUCGAAUGGUGAGAUUCGUAGGAAUUGUCGUACAAUUAACUAAAUAUUUGGUAGCAUUACGAUGAAUUGAUGAGUAGUGUAAACUUUAUAUUUUAAUAUGAUUAGCUAAAUAAAAUUCUAAUUUUAUGACCAAA